This is a messenger RNA of Toxorhynchites rutilus septentrionalis, 1530 nucleotides long. Its product is annotated as histone-lysine N-methyltransferase SETD1A-like. The record is from RefSeq and is a predicted model, not a curated record. The transcript has 4 exons. The coding region runs from base 5 to 1357 and encodes 450 amino acids. Lineage: Eukaryota; Metazoa; Arthropoda; Insecta; Diptera; Culicidae.
UUUCAUGGAUACAUUGCUGGAUGUAUUUAUUGUGUCAGAAAACGUUAGCUGGGUGGUGCGUAGGAGAUCGCGGACAAAGAGAAACAGUUUCACCAUUCGGAGCGGGAUGAAAAAAUUCAUGAUUUUUGUUAUAUUCCUCAUGAUUUGGAUACAGGUGAGACUUAAUUAUGCCCGAGCCCAGCAGAAUGUCUUGGAUCAAGGUCUUACAGUUCUGGCUGGUGUAGCUGCCAAAGGGAAGGAAAUUAUUGAUCACGGCGUAAACUUAAAGGCUGAAAAACAACAAAAUCUCGAUUUCUUCGGCUUGAAGUUGGGAGCAAGUAAUGGGGUCAACACUGGUUUCGGAGAUGCAGCGAUGGAAAAGUCGAGCACUAGCGAAGAAGAUGUAUUGCUCCGGAAGAAGAGAUCAAUGGAUCACCUCGCCACACUCAGGUCAACAGGAAUGGUCAGUAGCUCUGCAACAGGAUUAAGCGUGAAUGUGGUAACGAUCAAUUCGGUUUCCAACGUGAACAACUAUGGGCCAACACCGGAAACUACUACUGCAGCCGAGUCUAGACGGAGGAAGAGACUCGAUUUCGUGGAAUCACGUUUGAACUCACCUAUUCACGUGGUUCUGGAUGAUACUGGUUUUUAUUCCACAAAGGAAAAUGAGCUAGAACCGAAUGAUUUGUUCAAGAGCCUUUCUGAACGUGAAACCCGAGAAACUCACCGUUCAAAGCGUUCUCCACAAGAAACUAAUACCGAUGUACCCGCUACUACCCCAGCUAGUCCUUCAGGUGGUAAUGGCCCUAGAGGAGAUCCUGACAGCGAAGGUGGGCUGGGCGAGGAGGGUGGUGGUCGACGUGGUCCACCCGGGCGGAAGGGACCUGGUAGGGGACGGGGUGGUAAACAUAGAAGACCGCCACCACCUCCUCCGCCACCAUCGGAUGAAGAAGACAGUGACGAUACCGAAAGCAGAGGGAAGCGCGAGGCGAUGCAUUCAACGCUUACGGAGGAACAAAGCAAGCAUAGAUCAUCGUCGAAUGAAUAUCAGGAAUCGGUAGAAAACGCGAGUCCCGAAUUGCUGACGGAACAACUAAGAAGAGACAAAAGGGAACCUUGCGGUCGCAGGCGAAGGAAGGCAACAACCACAGCCGCUACCCCAACCACAUCCACGGUUGCUCCUACCACAACGGCAAGAAGAAGAAAACGAGAGUUAACACCUGAACAGGGGGCAGAACAAGCCACUUCUUGGUUUUCGGCCGUGUUGGAGGUUAUUGUCAAUUCAGCCAAACGAUUGGUGCAAGCCACUCGGAGUGUAUUUACGAAGGAUCAGAAAGAUGGCAUGGGAAAUAAUGAAGAGGUGGAGACUAUGGAGUAGAAAACGAUUAUUUCUUGAAGAGUUUAUGAGAAAUAUAUUUCUCAGACUCUAGGAAAAAAUCAAUAUUGGUAAUAAAAUUUAUAAAUCCUCAAUCAAUAAAACCUCAUUCGAAAAACAAAAUAUGUUUAUUCUUGAUGUUGUUUAAUGUAAACAUGUUUGAAUUACGAGCAUUG